Molecule: messenger RNA, 777 nt
Organism: Malurus melanocephalus (red-backed fairy wren)
Lineage: Eukaryota; Metazoa; Chordata; Aves; Passeriformes; Maluridae
Gene: REEP1
Product: receptor accessory protein 1
Exons: 7
Coding region: 239-721 (160 amino acids)
Biological process (GO): endoplasmic reticulum tubular network organization
Cellular component (GO): endoplasmic reticulum tubular network; cytoplasmic microtubule; endoplasmic reticulum membrane
Molecular function (GO): microtubule binding
Source: RefSeq, a predicted model, not a curated record
CUGCAGCGUGUGCCCGGUGUGCCCGCAUGUCCGCGUGUGUGUGUGUGCGGUGUCCGCGCCGCCGGUCCCGCUCGCCCGUGCUGUGGAUACCGGGCUAAAUUUAGCAGGUUGUUGUCGGGGCCGGGGUGUUCGGCUGCCCGGCGGGUGAGGCAGGAGGCUUAUAUUUGGCACACUUUACCCMGCAUAUUAUUCUUACAAAGCCGUGAAAUCAAAGGACAUCAAAGAAUAUGUCAAAUGGAUGAUGUACUGGAUCAUAUUCGCGCUCUUCACGACAGCAGAGACAUUCACAGAUAUCUUUCUUUGCUGGUUUCCAUUCUACUAUGAACUCAAAAUAGCUUUUGUAGCUUGGCUGCUGUCUCCAUACACAAAAGGCUCCAGCCUCCUGUACAGGAAAUUUGUCCAUCCAACACUGUCUUCAAAAGAAAAGGAGAUCGAUGACUGCCUCAUCCAGGCAAAAGACCGGAGCUAUGAUGCCCUCGUGCACUUUGGGAAGCGGGGGCUGAACGUUGCGGCCACAGCAGCAGUCAUGGCAGCUUCAAAGGGWCAGGGAGCCCUGUCUGAGAGACUACGGAGCUUUAGCAUGCAGGAUCUCUCAACAAUUCGUGGAGACAGCAGCAGCACCGUUCCUCCUUCGGUCACUGUACGAACAAGUAGCAAACAGAGCCAGCCAAAAACAUCCAGAAGUGCAUCAGAAGGCACUGGCAGCUCAGGCACCGCCUAGGACCCUUAGACCUCGCUUCAGGAAGAAAAGUACCUCGUCCUCUGCCACUGAAACAA